ACCAACCGCGGCGACUCUCGAGAACUGACAAUGCCGUUCGCGGAGGAGAGUGCGGCGGACUCGCCGCGCAGGUGGAGGCGGAGGGGGGGAAGGAUGGCGGUGCCAGCCACGGCCGAGACCGAGCACGAGCGAGACGAGGCGCGACUGUCCGGCCGCUCCCGUCUGGAUGCGCCCGGGGGUCUGUGUCGACUCCAGACUCGUGGUCGACUCGCCAACCGAGGUGCUAAGUCGCGGUGGACGGAUUCUCUAUCUCUGUUUAUUAACCCGUCGAUCAUCGAAAUUUAUAGUACGCAGAUAAGCACCGCUUCUCGAGUGACCGCCGAAGAGAUCACCGAAGUUAAGCAACGUUGGGCGGGGGGGAGCUUAGUUCGAGCGACGUCUAAAAUGCACAGAGGGCUCAGCAAAGGGAUAUUAAGUACUAUUACAUGUAACUACAGAGUAUAAGACCUGUAAAAGACAAAUAAAGGGUAUUACCUAAGCAGGAA
Orussus abietinus is the source of this 485-nucleotide messenger RNA. RefSeq lists its product as uncharacterized. The transcript is spliced from 2 exons. Lineage: Eukaryota; Metazoa; Arthropoda; Insecta; Hymenoptera; Orussidae. Bases 31 to 444 code for a protein of 137 amino acids. The record is from RefSeq and is a predicted model, not a curated record.